Molecule: messenger RNA, 1839 nt
Organism: Aspergillus campestris IBT 28561
Lineage: Eukaryota; Fungi; Ascomycota; Eurotiomycetes; Eurotiales; Aspergillaceae
Product: NAD(P)/FAD-dependent oxidoreductase
Exons: 6
Coding region: 1-1839 (612 amino acids)
Molecular function (GO): flavin adenine dinucleotide binding; N,N-dimethylaniline monooxygenase activity; NADP binding
Source: RefSeq, a predicted model, not a curated record
AUGGCCGAGAAAUCGAUACCAAUCCCGGCUUCCUAUAGCCAGAUUGCCUGCAUAGGGACGGGUCUGAGUGCGAUUGCCCUGGGGGCAACGCUCAAGCGAUGGUAUCAAUUGGACGACAUCACGUUCUUUGAGCGCCAUACGGACUGUGGAGGUACCUGGCACAUUAGCACUUACCCUGGAUGCGCCUGUGACGUGCCGAGUGCCCUCUACAGCUUCUCAUUUGCGCUGAGUCCGAGCUGGACUAAGUUGAUGCCCUCAUAUAAAGAGAUCAAAGCAUAUCACGACUCGGUGAUGGCAGAGUACGAGCUGCGAGAUAAGAUGAUCUUCUGUACCGAAGUCGAGGAAUGUAUUUGGCGAGAGGAAGUCUCACGCUGGCUGAUGAUCAACCGUAAUGUGGUCACUGGUGAGGUGAGCUAUCACGAAUGUCAGGUCUUGUUCGCUGCCACGGGACAGCUGGUAGAGCCCAAUCCUUGUGAUAUCCCUGGCGCUGCAUCCUUCCAAGGUGAUAUCUUCCAUUCUGCACGAUGGAACCAUGAUGUCAGUUUAGAGGGGAAAAACGUGGUGGUAAUUGGGAAUGGAUGCACCGCUGCCCAGAUCGUCCCUGCGAUCGUUGAUCGGACCAGAAGUCUAACGCAAAUCGUUCGCAGCAAACACUGGAUUUUCCAAGGGCCCAAUUUCGAGUACCCGAAAGCGCUGCAGUGGCUAUUUCGCUACGUUCCACUGACAAUGAAGCUGCACCGCUUCCACAUCUUUUGCAUCGCUGAGAACGACUUUCGUUUGUUUCCGACAACUAACAGUGCUGCCAAACUGCGGCGGAAACGUCGAGAGAAAGUGGAGCGCUAUAUGCGGUCCACUGCACCCGCUAAGUAUCACGAGACUCUGAUUCCAGACUUUGACGUGGGCUGUAAGCGUCGAAUCUUUAACGACGGGUAUCUUGAGUCUCUGCACAAUGACAAGCUCCACCUCAUGGAGUCCAAGAUAUUGGAAAUCCAGCCCGACGGGGUCCAAACCACGGAUGGCUUUGUACCCGCGGACGUCAUUGUGCUGGCAACUGGGUUCAAGACCAACACCUUCCUGCCGUACACUCGGAUCCGCGGUCGUCAUGGCACUGUAUCCGACCACUGGGAGCGAUACGAUGGCCCAGCAGCAUACAACUGUACUGCGAUGAGUGGAUUUCCCAAUUUCUUCUUGUUGUUGGGCCCCAAUGCCGCAACAGGACACACUUCCGCACUGAUGGCAUUAGAAAACUCCGUCAACUACGCUCUCCGGGUUCUAAAGCCUAUUUUGGAUGGCCAAGCGGCUUCCCUCGAUGUGAAGCCAGACGCCGAAGCCAAAUAUGUCGAGGAAGUCCAGGAGGCGUUGCGUCACCGUGUCUGGAACACGGGAUGUGCUUCUUGGUACUUGAAUGAGAAAGGGUGGAAUGCAAUGGCGUAUCCGUGGACCCAGACUCACUUUUGGUAUCGCAGCCUGUUUCCAAUCUGGUCUGAUUGGGCUUAUAAGUCUCUGUUCCAGGAGCUCAAAACCCAGAAUGCACCACUAGUUCGCACGUCUCUGGCCGUGCUGAGCUUCACCAAGACUCCCCUGUUCAGGGGUGAGACAAACCAACCUCAUUUUUUCAUGCCCCUUCUUCAUGUCGAUACGGUCGUGGACGCUAUCGUGGAGACACUUGACAGUGGCGCGAGCCGAACAAUCUUCCUUCCUAAAACAAUGGGUCUUCUUGCGGGACUUCGAGGAGCACCGGACUGGAUACAGGACUUAGUCCGGAGCGGCACUAGGAAGCUCAAGGUAGAUUUCAAAGGGCGACAGAAGAUCGAUCCAAAGACUGGAAAGCUGGUCUAA